GUACCGGUGCUAAGCUUGCAAAUGCUCGAUUGCCAACGGCAGUUAAAUAUCCAAUUAUUGCUGACGGAAACUCCGCACGGAGGUUAGGCGAAGGUGCUCAAACACAUCUCGAUUUAUUCCUUUGUAGCAGCGAUAGUUGUGUCGCAUGUCUGUUUCUCCGCCACACAGUGCUAAUUGUAGAGCUUGGUAAAGUAGCACAAUUAGAUUGUGAGUUCGUCAGCGUACCGUGUGUGUGCCUCAGUAUUUUCUAAAGUAAACCAAAGAUAGAUUGUAUAGGAAACAGUUCUAAUAAUCAAGAUGAGUGGAGAACCAGACAAGGCAGCAAAAAAACAGAGAACAUGUCUUCAAGUAGCGACAAAUGUCACCGAGCAGAAGCAUAAUGUAUCGCGCGAAAUACGAGGUCAAAACCUUGGCCUCUGUCGGGGGUUCCGCGGAUGUACGGUGUGGCUGACAGGUCUGAGUGGCGCCGGCAAGACUUCGAUCGCGUUCGAGCUGGAGGCCUACCUGGUGUCGAAAGGGAUUCCUUCUUACGGUCUCGAUGGUGACAAUAUACGCACUGGUCUUAACAAGAACCUCGGCUUCUCGCAGGUGGAUCGCGAGGAAAAUAUUCGACGCGUGGCGGAAGUUGCCAAGCUGUUCGCCGACAGUGGCGUGGUAGCGAUCUGCAGCUUUGUGUCCCCAUUUGCCGAGGAUCGCGAGAUGGCCCGUAAGAUCCACAAGGAUGCUGAUCUGAAGUUCUUUGAAAUCUACAUCGAUACGCCGUUGGAGGUUUGCGAAACGCGUGACACGAAGGGACUGUACAAGAAGGCCCGCCAGGGAAUGAUUCAGGGCUUCACAGGAGUGACGCAGGCGUACGAGGCUCCAGAGUCGCCCGAUUUGCGCGUUAGCACGGAAGGACUGUCGAUUCGUGAAUCGACGCUCAAGCUGAUUACGCUGCUGGAGGACGAAAUGAUCAUUCCAAAGUUCCUUAAAGAGGACGAGGCCCUGCCGGAGCUUUUCGUGUCGGAAGCACUGAAAGCGGCUCUGGAGGCGGAGGUAAAAACGUUGCCGGCCAUACCGAUCACAACGGUAGAGUUGCAGUGGCUGCAGGUUCUAGCCGAAGGUUGGGCCUCCCCAUUGCGGGGCUUCAUGCGCGAGCAAGAGUAUCUGCAAUCGCUCCACUUCAACUGUCUGCAGAACGACGACGAUGCACCGCGUGUCAAUCAAUCGGUCCCGAUAGUGCUGUCAGUUAGUGCGUCCGAUAAGGAGCGUCUGGAAGGAGUCAGUAGCCUUACGCUGCAGUAUGAGGGGCGCCCAGUGGCGGUGUUGCGGAAGCCGGAGUUUUACGCCCAACGAAAGGAAGAACGCUGCGCCCGGCAGUUUGGUACAACGAACCGCGAUCAUCCGUACAUUAAGAUGAUCUACGAAUCCGGCGAUUAUCUCGUCGGUGGCGAGAUCGAGGUGCUGGAACGUAUCCAAUGGAACGACGGUCUGGACAGCUACCGUCUGACGCCGAACGAGCUGCGUCAAAAGUUCCGCGAGAUAAAGGCGGACGCCGUUUUCGCAUUCCAGUUGCGUAAUCCCAUCCAUAACGGGCACGCUUUGCUGAUGAGCGAUUGCCGGCGGCAGCUGUUAGAACGUGGCUUCAAGAAUCCGGUACUAUUGUUGCAUCCGCUUGGUGGCUGGACGAAGGACGAUGAUGUACCGCUGCCAGUGCGCAUGGCACAGCAUCAGGCCGUGCUGGAUUCGGGUGUGCUGGACAGGAAGCAUACCGUGUUAGCAAUUUUUCCUUCUCCCAUGAUGUAUGCAGGACCGACGGAAGUGCAAUGGCAUGCAAAGGCUCGUAUGAAUGCCGGAGCGAAUCAUUAUAUUGUGGGACGCGAUCCUGCCGGAAUGCCGCAUCCUGAUAAGAUGGUCUAUCCCGAUGGAAACCUGUACGACGGAACACAUGGAGCGCGAGUUCUUAAGAUGGCUCCAGGAUUGGAUAGCAUUGAGAUUCUUCCCUUCCGCGUGGCAGCUUACGACAAAUCGGUCUCGAAAAUGGCCUUUUUCGAUCCAAGCCGAAAGGAGGAGUUUGAUUUCAUUUCCGGUACGCGAAUGCGAACGCUCGCACGCAACGGUGAGAACCCACCCGAUGGUUUCAUGGAGCCAAAGGCUUGGCAAAUACUGUCGGAGUACUACCAGUCGCUGCAGAGCACGAAGUAGUGCGAAUGAGGCUAUCGUUGGAAAACGGAUUUCCUUUAAUUUUGUUACACAAGCAUAGAUUUGAUUCAUUUUGGACAUCGAAACAGAUUCUCUAGAAUAUGGCAUUUCUUGGUUGCUUUAAUUGUUGCCUUUUAUGUUAAAGAACAAUCUCUAUCUGUAACAUUCGAUCACAUUUUAUGAUGUUGUAAAUGCACCGGGUAAAUAAAGCGCCGAACUGGGUACUUUUCCGCGACUUUCUCAGCUGAACGUUAUAAACAACACAAGAACACGUUAACCUUAUUUC
Molecule: messenger RNA, 2467 nt
Organism: Anopheles coustani
Lineage: Eukaryota; Metazoa; Arthropoda; Insecta; Diptera; Culicidae
Gene: Papss
Product: bifunctional 3'-phosphoadenosine 5'-phosphosulfate synthase
Exons: 4
Coding region: 298-2184 (628 amino acids)
Biological process (GO): 3'-phosphoadenosine 5'-phosphosulfate biosynthetic process; sulfate assimilation
Molecular function (GO): adenylylsulfate kinase activity; ATP binding; sulfate adenylyltransferase (ATP) activity
Source: RefSeq, a predicted model, not a curated record